CGUUGUUUUUUCCUUUUACCUUACCUUGCCGAGGCCUACACGCGGCCUGCGUUUUUGUUGUUAACCGGGAAACAGAGGCAGCUGCUGCCACAACGGUGGCGUAACGAACAGCGGCGGCACUGGGCUCGCAACGCAGAGGUCACCGGUUCGACUCCGUCUCCCGGCGCGCGGUAGUUGCUACAGCGGGGUCUUGGUUUAUGAGGGUGUGAAUGUUUCCACCGGAAUCCGUUCCUGGCUGCUGACUUUCGGAAACCUCUAACCGAAUUUGGAAAGGGUUACUGGUUUAGCGUCGACAGUUUCACUUCCCACGCGUGAGCGUGAACUGUUUCAUUCUCCGAGUGGGAAUUUACUCAAAUAUAGUUACAAACCACAUUUUACAUCGUGGAUUCUUCUUUUGUGCGCAGUCAUUGGUGACCAGGCAGAGUCAAUCACCUCGCCACGCACGAGGACUUGUUUCCAUCAACCCGGACUCAAACGCAGGAUGGCAGUGUUUCUAACAUGGCCAUUAUGAACCCUUCUGAGAGAGAGAGCGAUACACUCAGACCCAGGGCUCGAAUCCAGGCCCUCAGUGCUGCUGGCUCAGUGUCUCUGACAAGCCCAUUACGAACCCCACUGCAAGAGAGAGAAGAACACCCAGACCUAGGGCUCGAACCCAGGCGAGAGAGAAAAAAAAACACCCAGACCUAGGGCUCGAACCCAGGCCCUCAGAGUGCGUUGCGGGUUCAGUGUUUCUGAGCGAGCGAUUGUUGAUGGAUGGAAUCUAACCACGUGACCCCCGCCCCGCCCCGUGUCCCUCUCCCCGGCUGCUGUUGCUGCUGCGGUGACAAUGAACCCUCGUCCUCCUCCUCUCAAGGUCCAAGGCUACCUGACAAUCACCGCCACUCGGCACCGCCAUCCCCACAGCCGCGCCGAUGGAUGACGCAUCUGCGCUACUCGCUCCCGCUGUUCCGGCGAGCACCGGCUCCGGCAAGAGGUGGAGAAUAUGACUUCCAAGACAACUGGCGGAACCUGUACGAGAUCAACCGCCGCGCGCUGCCGCACGAGACGCCGGUGUACAACAGCCUGUACGAAGACCCCGAGGAGGUGCGAGGACGCGGCAUGUUCCUGCAGCGUGAGCGCCUCACCCUCGACUGCGGCAACCAGUUGGGCUCCGGCAACUUCGGCGCCGUCCUGCGCGGCAUCUACAAGUUCCAGAGGAAGGAGGUGCAGGUGGCCGUGAAGGUCCUCAAGCCCGUGGAGAACCAGGAGAUGCUGAAGACUGAGCUGAUGAAGGAGGCGGAGCUGAUGCACCAGCUGGACCAUCCGUACAUCGUGAGGAUGUUCGGGGUGUGCGAGGGAGAGGCGCUCAUGCUCGUCAUGGAGGUCGCCUACCUGGGCCCCCUCAACAAGUACCUCAAGGAGCACAAAGAGACGAUGUCAUCGAAUCACCUGGUGGAGCUGAUGCACCAGGUAUCAGACGGCAUGAAGUACCUGGAGGAGCGCAGCUUCGUGCACCGCGACUUGGCGGCACGUAACGUGCUGCUGGUGAGCGAGCGCUACGCCAAGAUCAGCGACUUCGGCCUCUCCAAGGCCCUGGCGGCCGGAGAGAGCUAUUACAAGGCAAAGGUGUCGGGCAAGUGGCCGCUCAAGUGGUACGCGCCCGAGUGCAUCCAGCACUUCGAGUUCUCCAGCAAGGGCGACGUGUGGAGCUUCGGGGUCACCAUGUGGGAGACCUUCACCUACGGGGACCGGCCCUACAAGGGCUUCAAGGCAGCCGUCCUGCUGGACUUCCUGAAGGCCGAGAAGAGGCUGGACAAGCCCCCGGGAUGCCCUGAAGCCAUCUACGAGCUCAUGCUCAAGACGUGGAACACCGACACCAACCUGAGGCCGUCGUUCUCGGAUAUUGAGGACACGCUGGGCAGGUACCUCGCCGGGAAGUGAACCCACGGGGUCAUGGAGGAGAUUCGUGGAGGAGGCUCGUGGAGCAAUCUCAUGGAGGACCACGAGUCCCGGAGAGACCCUGUGCGAGAUCCCCACCGACGCAACUCCGCAGCCACGGACCCCGCACCUUCUCUCUCUCCUCCUCCUCCUCCUCCUCCUCCUCCCGUAUGCGACGAGCCGGGGCCAGCGCGGCUCGGGACGCUCCGGGAUGUUUUUCCACUGCGUGAACCGAGCCGCGCCGCUUGCGUCGCACUUGACCAACGCAUCGCGAGCCCUCUCCGUGGCCCCGCUCGGCCCCCCGAGCCGGCGUAGCACAGUUUGGUUUCCGGCUCAACAAAUAGGCAAUGGGAAACCACCCGUGCCACGAGUGCUCCCGGGCUGGCUCAGCUCGGAUGUGCCGGUUUGAAAAGAGUGAGUCGCGGUCCGGUCGGCCAAAAUCGAGGCUCGCUCGGCCGUCCAAAGAGUUGAGUCACGACCGCUUUGAGCCCUGUAGCGCUCUGGGUUCUGCGCGGCAGCUUGUGACGUGGCCGUGGAGAGUUCGUUACGUGCCAAACCGAACGUUGGUGACUCUCAGAGCUGGAAAUUCAUCGCAGGACACAACUCGAAUGAGACGGAAUCGUGUUGUUGGCGUAGUCAUUGGUGACCGGGCUGAGAUAACCAGCUCACUGCGCUUGAAAACCCGGUUUAAUCGCAGGUUGUUAAUUGGAUGGCAUCAUCAGCUAUGGUCUCUCCACUGCUGGAUAAAUGCUUGUCUACAACCCACAGCCUCCUCCACACACCACACCGGACAUGCACAUACACACAUACACACCACACGCAAAAAUA
Petromyzon marinus (sea lamprey) is the source of this 2745-nucleotide messenger RNA. The record is from RefSeq and is a predicted model, not a curated record. NCBI's taxonomy places the organism in Eukaryota, Metazoa, Chordata, Hyperoartia, Petromyzontiformes, Petromyzontidae.